AUGCUUACUGCUCGCCAGAAACAAGAGGUCGAACGUAUCAUUCGGCCCCAAAGCCCUAGCCUGUGCUGUACUGACGCACGCAUCGACAGCCACGAAAAUGCUCAAUGGAGGAUCCUUCCCAUGGGUAGCAAGCAAGCAUGCUCCGCGUGGAACUGGGUCAAUCCAUGCGGCUUUGAAGUCUUUAACCCUAGUAAGUUCGGCAUCGGCUUCAGUCGCGUUCACUGUCGCCGAAGUGGAAUGAUGGGAAGCAGCGUAGCUGCAUCCGAGCUCGUAGGACAACGCCAUACCAGCAAGACGAUUGUUCGAAGAACUUUCAUCGAUGGUAGGAGCGAAACGCAGCGCACCAGCAACACCAUCAUCCCCCGGAAAUUCGCCAUCUGA
Aspergillus heteromorphus CBS 117.55 is the source of this 381-nucleotide messenger RNA. RefSeq lists its product as uncharacterized. The coding region runs from base 1 to 381 and encodes 126 amino acids. NCBI's taxonomy places the organism in Eukaryota, Fungi, Ascomycota, Eurotiomycetes, Eurotiales, Aspergillaceae. The transcript has 2 exons. The record is from RefSeq and is a predicted model, not a curated record.